AUGGAUGCAACAAAGAGCUUUGACUUCCGGGUUACUUCAAAGGGGUCUGAUGGCACUGUCCAGCAACUACAGGAAUUGCUCGACAAUCACAUUGAAGAUUUUAUAAACUACCAUCCAAUCUCCCAAAAUCUGCAUCAACAUGCCCUCACGGCUUUGCCAGGAGGAAAUACCCGCUCUGUUCUGCAUACAAACCCGUUCCCAGUCUGCAUGGAUCGAGGAGACAGGAAUAGGCUAAUCGAUGUGGAUGGGCACGAGUACCUUGACCUUAUUGGUGAAAUGACAGCGGGCCUCUGCGGUCACUCUAACCCGAAAAUCCGCGACGCUAUCAUGUGCACCGUAUCUAAGACUGGGUUGAACCUCGGUGCUACAACCGUAGCAGAGUCUCUAUUUGCUGCGGAAAUUUGCCGCCGAUUUCCAUCGGUGGAGCGACUACGUUUCUGCAACUCGGGCACAGAAGCCAAUCUCUAUGCCCUCAGUAUUGCUCGUCGUGCAACUGGAUUGUCCAAGAUCAUAGUUUUCUCUGGAGCAUAUCAUGGUGGCGUUCUCAGCUUCGUUCACGGGCUCGCUGGGAAUAACGUGGACAAAAGUGACUGGAUUAUCGGGAAAUACAACGAUACUGAGGGCGCUCAGAGGUUAAUCUCUGACAACAAAGGCAGAGCAGCCGCCGUGAUUGUCGAAGGUAUGCAGGGGGCUGCUGGCUGUAUUCCUGGCACUGGGGCAUUUAUACAUGGCAUUCAGGCUGCCGCAAAAGCCAAUGGCAUGCUCUUCAUACUGGAUGAAGUCAUGACUUCUCGGCUUGCACCGGGAGGCCUUCAGUCGAUUAUUCUCAAUCCCCAUAGCAACACAGGCUUGAAACCCGAUAUCACAACAUUGGGCAAAUACAUCGCCGGGGGAAUGACAAUUGGGGCUUUCGGUGGACGGGAGGAGUUGCUCUCGAUCUACGACCCCAGGGAAAACUCUGCAAUGAACGAACCAGAAAGGCCAUUCCAACCGCUUAGUCACUCUGGAACAUUCAACAACAACACAUUGGCCAUGAACGUUGGCUUAGCGGUACUCUCUGAUGUUUAUACCCCCGAGGCCUGUACGGAGCUCAAUGCGAUGGGUGACUGGUUCCGCCAGAGCAUCCUUGACAGGUGUCAAGGUACCAAAAUGACGGUCACUGGUAUUGGCGCCGUAUGCAACAUCCACUUUCUCUCCGAAAAGUUUAGCUCUCGAGUUUUAAACGUGGAGGAAUUAGAGAAAGGACGGACCAAGUCUGAUACAAUGUUAAGGGACAUAUUCUGGUUUGAAGCUAUCCGGAAAGGGUUUUGGAUGGCUAGACGCGGCAUGCUGGCCUUGAUUAUGGGAACAACCAAGAGCGAGCUUCAGGGUUACCUUGAUUUUGUGGAAGUCUUUGUACAAGAAUACUAUUCUUUCCUAGUCUGA
Aspergillus calidoustus is the source of this 1425-nucleotide messenger RNA. The record is from the annotation of a GenBank genome assembly. NCBI's taxonomy places the organism in Eukaryota, Fungi, Ascomycota, Eurotiomycetes, Eurotiales, Aspergillaceae.